AUGCGGCAGGACACGGUGCCAAUACUGCGGAAAAAAAUAACAGCAACCGCAGGGGAAACCACCACGUCGCCGGCACCAUUGGAUGGGCGCAUCGAUCCCCGCAGCGGAACGGCAUCAACGGUGGGGGCGGCGGGUUUCGACGAUGGCGAGGGCGGGAGGCUGCUGGGGACGGCGGGCACGACCGCGACCGUGGCAGCAGCGGACGAGAAGUGGCGGCCGCUUCUUCCGGAGUCCGUCCUCCGAGGUUUAGCGUACGGCAUGGUGAAUGGUAUCCUCGAGCCGCCCAUAAUGGCGAGCUUUGCCGCGAUGAUAUUUAGGGAUCCGGCGUUUACGCCCCAUCUUCCCAGGCUAGUGAAAUUGGUCAUGUUUAGCGCCGCCGUUCACAUGGCCUGCUUCGGGACCCUGUCCAAGCUAAAGUUCGCCGUUGGGGCGGUUCAGGACGCCGGUCUGAUAUUCCUGUCUGCAAUAUCGUCGUCGGUGGUAGCCUUUUCUAGAGAGCAAGGAGUGGAUGAGGCUGGUAUGCUCAGCACCGCGGAGCAGAGACAGACAACGAGUGUUGGACCAACGCUGUAUUUUCACAGUCUGGAGAUCAGCGGCAUUAGAGACUUCGGCGUCCUGGCCAACCGAGAGGCGCUCCUGCUAGUGCUGCCCGCGGUUCUGGCCGGCUUGGUGAUGUACCUCUCCCUCCGGCGCUUCCCCUCUCCGACCACGCUGCCGCUGCUCAUGGCCGCGUUCCUGGGAACGUUCUUCGCGUUACUCAGGGUCACGGGAACGACUCUCGACGAGGCGAGAGCUGCUGGGUGGGUGAGCGCAGCGUCCCCGAUGCUCCCCCUCAAUCACGCCUGGGACUACUUUUCCUUCGCCGACAUCCAUUGGGGAGCGUUCGUGAGGGUUGUGCCCAACCUGUUGGCCAUGAUCGUGGUCGUUGCGUUCUCGAGCUGCUUGGAUAUCGCCGCCAUAGAGAUGGAGAUGGCCAAGCCGCUGGAUUUCAACGAGGAGCUGCAGACGGUGGGGUGGUCGAACGUUAUCUCGGGGCUGUUCGGCGGCUUCACGGGCAGCUACAUCUUCAGCCAGACCAUCUUUAACCUGCGGGCAGGCGUGGACACACGGGCGGCGAGCGCGGUGUCGUUUGUCAUGCUCCUCGCCGUGGCGGCAUCGCCCGCCAGCGUCAUCAGCUUCCUGCCCAGGUGCUUCUUCGGCUCGCUGCUGAUCCUCGUCGCGGUCGACCUCAUGGUCGAGUGGCUCUGGCAGGCCAGAUUGAAGAUGAUGCCGGCCGAGUACCUGGUGUGCUUGGCGACGUUUUCCUCGAUCCAGGCCUGGGGUGUGGAGAAGGGCAUGGUCGCGGGGCUGGUGCUCGCCGCGCUCAGCUUCACCGUCACGUACGCGCAGGUUCCCACAGUAAUGACGGCGCGCGUGAAGGCGAGCACCGUCAUGCGGACGUUCGAGGAACGCGUGAUCCUCAAGGCCCACCAGGAGCAGACGGUGGUCCUCGAGCUACAGGGUUACAUCUUUUUCGGCUCCGCCGUCAAGAUUCUGUCUGACGUCAAGGACCGCAUUGUGUGGGGCACCGACCCCCCCCCGACCCCCAACGCCGGGGCUCCCGCCACCGGCAUCUUCGGCAACGUCUACGACGACAGCAACCUUUCCACCAGAACUGUCGGGAACCCGCAGCAGCAGCAGUCAUACCUUGAAACAGCCGCGCUUGUCAAGCCCAGCAGCGAAGGGAUCAUUGCUGCAGGUGCCAUGAACCCGCGCGGAGACAUCUUGAGCCCGGUGUUCAACAAAUCCGGAGCGGCCUACCGUUCAUCGUCGGCAACGGCGGCAGCGGAGGCGCCUGCGGCCUCGUCGGUACUGCCCGGGUCGUCACCUCUGCACUGGCGCAGCCCGCGGCAAGCGCGGAGACAGUCGUUGCGGGAGCACACGUCGACAUCCUCACAGCAGCAGGGGGGGGCUUCUUCCCAAGGAAUAUCAUCACCCCUAGCUCAGUCGCUCGCGAGAACAAGGUCAGUCGGGGGAACGACGACGGCGACGAGCACCGGGGUCCCUGGGGCCGGCGGCGGCCGGGGUCGACCCUUCCACAGAGCCGGCGGCCUGCUGCCAGGCGCGAGCGAGCAGCAGGAGACUGAGAAGCAGCAGCCGGCUGUGCUCGCAAAUGCCAGCAGCAGACACUACGGUGGUAGCGGCGGGGCUAACUUCUCGGUCCCCGCAAGAGAGACGACUGGCUAUGGGGCGAUGGAGGAAGGCGGGGCCGGCGGAGACGGGGGCGUGGGCAGCAGCGGCAGAGCGACGGCGGGGGUGCGCGUGCGACGCCCGCGCGGGACCAGCCUUGGGGAGGAACCGAGGGUCGGAGAGGGUGCUGUGCAGGCAUACAUGUCGCUCUGGGCAAACGGCGGCGGGUCGUUGGCCGACAGCCCAGGCCUUACCGGCAUGACGGGCGGCGGCGACAGCAGCCCCGGGUUCUCCGGCCGCAUGGCUCGGUCUUCCUCGGUGGUGUCUCUCCUACCGGCCUCCGACGAGCGGACCCGACGCGUCAUCUUGGACUUCUCGAACGUCCGUUUGAUAGGGAAGAACCCAGAAGGGACCCCCGAUUCCAGCGCGAACAGCUAG
This is a messenger RNA of Ectocarpus siliculosus, 2607 nucleotides long. The record is from the annotation of a GenBank genome assembly. NCBI's taxonomy places the organism in Eukaryota, Phaeophyceae, Ectocarpales, Ectocarpaceae.